AUGUCUGAUGAUGAAUGGGGCUCUUUGAACAACUCCAACGCUGCAAGGUCGGUGGCUUCAUUAAAAUCAAAUGAACAUCACGACACCAGCAAUAACGAGGAUGCUCUCGAUGCUAUGGGUAUGAUUCACGAUGAUUCAAUACGACAACGCCACCACAAUGAUACAACUUUCAACGACCAUCGCAGAGUGUCAAAUAUACAACCAGACCAACGGAUGAUCAGGCCACCUAGAAAUUACGGAAAUGGGAAGUAUUCUGACCCGUUUACUCAGCAAUCGAAAUUGUUAUCUCACGAGAAAGAUAGGCAAGGUCAGACAUCUUCUGAUAUGGAAUAUGGUUCUGUGUUUGUAUCGAAGAACCACCUUCCAAAAUCCACAACAUUGGGGUCCGGCUCGGUUCCAUUUCCUGGAGCCAAGUUUCAGCCACAAAUGCCAAAACCAUUGUCUCCAUUCAAUCAGUCGUCAAAGUUAUCACAGUCAGUUCCUAUAUCAUUGGAAUCUCAACUAAAUGAUAGAAAUAGCCCACCGUCAAGAGAUGAUGAUUCUAUAUACGCACCGUCAAACCCGACAACGAGGAGAAAUUCAGAUAGCUCGUCGUUAAAUGAUGUCUGCUUUCCCGUCGACAAUUUGGAAGAAACCGAAAGAUCUAAGAAAUGGCCAAAUCUAGAAAUAUUGCAAGAAUUUGCCGAUGAAGAAAUUAAUGAACUGAAACUAAAACAUCAGCAAUCAUUAUCUUCAUCAGCGGAUGAAAAUGAGGAAAAUAACAAUGUUAAUUUUCAAUAUCCGAUUAUCUCUAAUGUCGAUUAUGGUGACAUCACUACUCCUUUGAUAACAUCAACAAAUGAGGAAAUUGAUCCAAUAAAUGGAAGACUAAGACCCCAAACGUUCAAUCCCUGGGGUAAACCCGAAUACGUCUCUAGACAUGAUAAAUUGACCAAAUUAAGGUUUACAUAUUUCAGAGAAGAUAUUCCCAACACUAUCCACUCACCAACAAUAUCGGGUCUGCUACAUGGUGGGAAACGUUUUGAGGAUCUGUUUUCUCCUGACCACUAUUCUGCUCAAUAUAUGGACACAAUUGACGAAAAAGAACCACUGAACCUUAUUCACAAGACAACUACAAUACCGAGUGUCUCUUCAAAUACUGUCAACUCCACUGUUCACGAAGAUAAUGACAACCAUCAUGCCCGAUCUGCUCAGCCGUUUUGGCUUGAUGUUCUAAAUCCAACGGAUGAAGAAAUGAAGGCAAUUUCUAAAUGUUUUGGAAUCCAUCCGUUAACUUCAGAGGAUAUUUUUCUAGGAGAAGCCAGGGAAAAAGUUGAAGUGUUCAAUGACUAUUAUUUCAUAUGUUUCACAUCUUUCGAUGUAGAAGAAGAACAUCAGAAAAGGAAAAGAGCAUCAGAAAAAGCUUACCAGGAUGCAAUGGAAGAAGAGAUUACUAAGAAUAGAGAUAAGUCCUUCGUAAGGAGACUUAUGAAGUCUUUAAGGAGAAGGAGAUCUGCCAACUCAAGUUCCAGGGAAUCCAUCCGUUCCAUUAAUUCGUCAAGGGGAUCUAAGAACUCAGAUAUGAUAAAAUCGAGUACGUCUGUGUUGUCCAAGAGAAAGAAAACGAAGCAUAGUAAAGACGAACUGGUUCCAUUGAAUAUGUACAUAGUUGUUUUCAAAGAAGGGGUUAUCACUUUCCACUUCAAACCGACACCGCACACAGGUAAUGUUCGUAGGCGUGCUAGGCUAUUGAGAGAUUACUUAACAGUUACUUCAGACUGGGUUGGGUAUGCGCUAAUUGACGAUAUCACUGAUGCGUUUGCUCCACUAAUCGACGCCAUUCAAAAUGAAGUUAACGAAAUUGAAGAUGAAAUUAUCAGAAUGCAAUCAGGAGAUUCUUCAGAUAGUGAACCUGAAUCGGAUUCUGAAACUGAAGAUGAAGAAAACCCAGUAUGGUUUAAAAUGAAGAGGAGAAACUCAAACAUAAGUGGUGAUAAAGAUUCCAUUUACACAAGAUCAACUUCUUCUAGUAACAGUACAGCAAAUACGAGGAUCGUCAGUUGGAAAAAAAAAGGUGACAUGUUAAGGAGAAUCGGUGAUUGCCGGAGACGUGUUAUGUCAUUAGUCCGACUAUUAGGAUCUAAGGCCGAUGUUAUCAAAGGUUUUUCCAAAAGGUACAACGAGCAAUGGGGAGGAGCACCUAGGAGUGAAAUUGGUUUAUAUUUAGGUGAUAUUCAGGAUCAUAUUGUUACUAUGUUUCAAAACCUAAAUCAUUAUGAGAAGCUACUCGCACGGUCACACUCGAACUACUUAGCGCAGAUUAAUAUUGACAUGACUAAAGUGAAUAAUGAUAUGAACGAUAUUUUGGGAAAGAUAACUAUCAUGGGUACGAUUGUUUUGCCUCUGAAUAUUGUAACAGGUCUAUGGGGGAUGAAUUGUCUUGUUCCGGGCCAAGAUGUUGAUAAUUUGAAUUGGUUCUGGAUGAUAGUGACAGGUAUGGCAGUAUUCUCUAUUACAUGCUAUUACUAUGUUAAGAAAAUUAUGAACAUUGUAUAA
This is a messenger RNA of Pichia kudriavzevii, 2535 nucleotides long. RefSeq lists its product as uncharacterized. Bases 1 to 2535 code for a protein of 844 amino acids. The record is from RefSeq and is a predicted model, not a curated record. Lineage: Eukaryota; Fungi; Ascomycota; Pichiomycetes; Pichiales; Pichiaceae. Gene Ontology annotation, molecular function: magnesium ion transmembrane transporter activity. Gene Ontology annotation, cellular component: plasma membrane. Gene Ontology annotation, biological process: magnesium ion transmembrane transport; intracellular magnesium ion homeostasis. The transcript has a single exon.